AGAACAUAGCUUAUAAGAAGGUGCAGGCUAAUUUUUUCCAAAGAUGAAGAAAACAUUAAGAACGUUUUCAACCUUUUAAGCUUCGAAUGUUUUUAUUCGUGUUCUUCUGAGAUUAGGAAUAAUAUGGUCAGAUUCACUAGUGGCGAUGAAGAUUUUUAGCAAAAUAGCAAUCUCAGCGUUCUUAUAAUGAAGGUUCUUAAUAAAACGUGUAGAUAUUCUUUUAGCAGAGUAAAAAAAAUUAUGAUAUUUUUCUACAACCCCUGCCAAAAUAUUUUAGUUGGUAAAGCUUAAAACUGGGUUAUACAAACUCACCCCUCCAAUUUGCAUUAGUUAACUUCUAUUUCGCCCUCUAAAAAUUCUAAAUAAAGGAAGUUGGGGAGGUCUGUGAUCACAUUGUAUUAAAUGGCAAACGGUUUCGAUAAGAGCUAUCUAAGCGGGAAAGAGGUUGUCUAGACUCACACAAGAUUGUCCUCACACUUUUCUUUGGGAGGGGGGAGGUUGGAGCGAGAAAAGUCUGCAAGGUAAGCUCGUAGUGGUAGUUUGCGGCCUUUAUUUGUCUGGCUGCCCAAGUAAAGACAGAGAGUCCAGGAGACGAGGUUGGUGUAGCGUUCAAAAGUAGUGUUCAUUCAUUCUUGGAAAGCAGUUUUUAAUUUUUUUUAUUGUUUACAUUUGAUGAUGUACGUAAAAAAAUUAGAAUUUCAAACAUUUGCCAAACUGUGUAAUUCAUCUGCCCACGUAUUUGUGUUCACACACACCACGAGAAAUUGAAGAGUGCUUUAGUUUAUUUUCAAAUAGUCGGUAAAUGAAAUUAGACGGUUUGUAUUUGUAGAUGUUGCGUUUCAUGACAGAUACGACAAAAGAUUACGAAUGCAUCAAAAACAUGAUCACGAAAACAGAUGAAAAGGUUGAUAAAGUUGGUUUUGAAGAUUUAUUUAGAAAUCAUAACACGGAAGUUAAAACCAAAAUAAACGUUGAAGAAAAUCAUAAAUCGUGCGUUUCUUCGCAACACGAUCUUUCGUAUUAUUCUCCGUCUGAAGUUCGGAGAGCGCGAGCAAAAACUGUUCCUUUACUACCAGACAUACAUGAAGAUACGAUAUUGUACUCGUCAAAAUGGACACUCCCCUCGUUAACGAAAAAACAACGUCGACAAUUACGAGAAAGCAAAUCACACAGGACCACUAAGCAACAACACAUAUUAAAAAACGCAGAUAUAUUUGUACCUUGUGACUUUCAUUCGCCCCGAACAAGUCGAAAAUUAAAAAUGAAACUGGAUUUAGAAACGUUACAAGAAACGGACCAAACUGACGCAGAACAAGAGGGGACAUCUUGCACUCCUUCGCAUGGCGGUUUUAUGUAUAGACCAAGGGCGUGGUCAGAGUAGAUGGAGAGUUCCUAGAGUAGAUGGAGUUCCCAGAGCUCUUUGAGAGAAACCUCUCCAGGUUUACCUCAAAAAGCUAAUGGUGACGAAAAUGGAGCAGAAUUUUCAAAUUGGAGCAAGAACGAAGAAUUACAAAAAGUGCUGGCUUAAUCACGUUCCUGGAAUCCCUUUUCUUCUCGCCGCCCGAGAUAUUACCUUGAGGAUACGCUUGACCCCUGCGUCUGAAGUUGGUGUAAUUGAAACAAAACAUUUCAACUUCUUAAAAAAUUUGUUAUUGUUACAUCAAACACUGUCUGAAGCUUUUGUUUUAAAAAAGAAAUAUUGUAUUUUUAUUGUAAAUACUGCGAAUGAGCGUAUUUAGUA
Molecule: messenger RNA, 1741 nt
Organism: Hydractinia symbiolongicarpus
Lineage: Eukaryota; Metazoa; Cnidaria; Hydrozoa; Anthoathecata; Hydractiniidae
Exons: 2
Coding region: 830-1381 (183 amino acids)
Source: RefSeq, a predicted model, not a curated record